Platichthys flesus (European flounder) is the source of this 5162-nucleotide messenger RNA. Its product is annotated as sine oculis-binding protein homolog. The coding region runs from base 215 to 2848 and encodes 877 amino acids. The record is from RefSeq and is a predicted model, not a curated record. Gene Ontology annotation, cellular component: nucleus. Gene Ontology annotation, biological process: animal organ development. The transcript is spliced from 7 exons. NCBI's taxonomy places the organism in Eukaryota, Metazoa, Chordata, Actinopteri, Pleuronectiformes, Pleuronectidae.
UGGAGAUUGUUCGGCGGCGGAGCCUCCAGCCCGGAGCGCACGCAUGUUCAGUGGACUCUGAUGGUGCGAAGCCCCAGAUGAAGGACUCAGACGUCCGGGAAUGACAGCCGCUGUCACCGGGAGUGACAGCUUUCACUCUGACCCACUGCUCUGCUAAACCAGCUCCAGCUGACACCCAACACUGAUCCGGAUCGGAUCCAGCCAAACCGGGACUAUGCCAGAGAUGGAGAAAGGGAGACCACCAGAAAAUAAACGCAGCAGGAAACCCGCGCACCCCGUAAAGAGGGAGAUCAACCAGGAGAUGAAGACGUUUGCAGAAAGCACCAUGAACGAGCUGCUGGGAUGGUACGGAUACGACAAGGUGGAUCUCAGGGACUCGGAGGCCAAUGAGAUCAGGAACUACAGAGAGAGGCGUCAGCAUGUGUCUGUGCUGAAAGAAAACUCGUUGCCAAAACUCAAGGGCCUGGACGCCAAAGUCGGCCAUUCAGUCCUGGCCAUGAAGAGUGGAGAGAGAGAGUCCUCGAGUGUGCCCUCAUCUUCCUCCUCCUCUUCAUCAACAUGUUCAACCCUGACCACCCCCAAAGAGCACAAGAGUGCCCCUGUGAUCGUCCCCCUCAUAAAGCCAUCAGCAGUGGAAGAUGUACAGAAUGUACAGAUUGUGUGCGUCUGGUGCCAGAAGGAAGGUGUGAAGCGCUACUCUCUCUGUAUGGGCUCGGAGCUCAAGAGCUUCUGCAGUGAAAAGUGCUUCGCCGCCUGCAGACGGGCCUACUUCAAACGCAACAAGGCCAGAGAUGAAGACCUCCAGGGUGAGAGAUCCCCUCAGCACCAACACACAGAGGACUCGCCCAGACUGGUGUUGAAAAUAAACAGCAAUGUCAGAUCUCUCUCCCCUGUGCCUCAGGUAUGUGACUGGUGCAAGCACGUCCGCCACACGAAAGAGUACCUGGACUUCGGAUCCGGUGAGGAACGUCUCCAGUUCUGCAGCACCAAGUGUCUGAAUCAGUACAAGAUGGAUGUUUUCUACAGAGAAGCCCGUGCAGCUCUCACCAGCUCCAGCCCGAGCAGGCCCAGUCAGGAGGGGAGGACGGACAGUGGCGGGGUUGGCGUCGGCGGGCAAAAUUUACUCACUCCUGACUCUUGGAACAGCAGCAACAGUAUGGCGGAAGCCCGUCAUAGAAACCUCUCCCCUAAAGGACCUGCACUAAUCCAUGGAUCAGCAGAGUCCGCCUCCAUCUCCUCCUCAGAGGCAUCCUCCUCCUCUUCUUCUUCUUCCUCUUCUUCCUCCAAGGUCCCUGUCUCUGGGCUAAGGACGAUGGAGAGACCCAUCCAGCCCCUUCCUCAUCUGCCUGCCAUGGAGGUGUCACCCCACCCUGCUCAACUUGGUCCUCUGCCUCAUCCUCGUUCCCAUCUGGACCAUCAACCUGUGCCUCAAAUCCCCAUCCCCUUCAUCAGACCUCCUCUUCAUGCCCAGGGCCUAAAAAGCCCCCUUGCCAAUGCAUCCAGACACCCAGGCCCCCCCUCUAGCCCACUCCACAGACCUCCUCACUCUCCGCGAAUGCAGCCUCCCAACUCCUCUUCCAUUAAUCCUCCUGGAAUGAUGCAUCCUUUUCCAGGAGCCUACUUCCCUGGCUUGCACUCCCCUCCCCUGAAUAUGAUGCCAAGAGGUCCCAUCCCAAUGCCUCACAUGAUGAACUAUGGUUAUCCCAAUUUUAGCCCUUUUCUGCCACAUCCCACUGUCCUGGUCCCUUAUCCCAUCAUUGUUCCCCUACCUGUUCCCAUACCUAUUCCUAUUCCCAUUCCAUUCCCGUCGAAGUCAACCCCAGAACCUCCAAGUCAUAGUGGAGUUAUCCAACCUGUGCCAGAGGGUGCAGACAGGGGUAGAUCUAGGGCUACCAGGCUGCCAUCCCCAGGGAUCCUUGAAGCAGAGAGUAGAUUGAUAGCAAAUAAGUUGGGUGGAACCUUCACUCAGGGUCUCCCCUCCCCAAGCGACCCCCACACAAGUGACCCAGAUUGGGUUAAACUAGAGAGGCCAUUCCCAUCCCCAGCAUCCACACUCAACAGUGAAGCAUCCUCACCCAGAGUGCAGUACAACGAGUCUCUGUGCUCAGCUGCAGGGUUGGAGGUGCUGACAGACUAUAAGCAGCAACAGUCAGAGCGACAAGUCAUCCAAAGGGUUCUUCAAAGGGCCCAAGUGAAGCUUGAGCCCAGUGCCAAUGGAGCGGUGGACCUAUCAGGGCUGGGGGAGUCAGGGACUGGGCAGGGUACCAGAUCAGGGUUCCACAACAUCAUCAUCAGACCCACCCCUCCGCUACCAGAGUCCCCUUCACAUGACACUGUCUACCACCACCAAGACUCCCACACUCCACCUCCCCACACCCCGCCCAGCCCCACGGGAUGCAGCUAUCCAAAUGAAGUCACGUCCUGUGCCUUAAAAUCUCAGGACCAUAGUCUAAAUGGUAUGUCCUCAUUGUCCAUGCCCUCCAGUCCAGACUCCUCCCAUCCACAGAGAAUACCAGUGCCACCCCCUGACCCCAUGAUCAGCGAGCUGGAGGCCAUCAAAGAGAACAAGUGCUCUGUUGGCCCAGAGCGGGUCGAGGACCCAGUCGCUCAGUCAGAAGAGCCCCUAGCUGUAGUUGGGGAAGUAGGAGACGACCCCCAUGUUCCUGACGAGGACCAUGCCUAUGCCCUUCCCACAGCGCCAAAGACAGGUGGGACCACCACCCCACUGCUCUUGCCCAAACUCAGGGACAAGGGCAGCCUGCGGAGCCCUGCUAAUAUGCCCAGUGCUGGAGACAUGGAGCCAGCUCUAAAGAGGCGAUGCUUACGAAUCCGUGAUCAGAAUAAAUAGAGGAUGGAGAUUCACUGUUUAACACUGUACGGCAGUGCCAGAUCAGUGCCACGCCCCCUUGUGGACGACACCAUUGCUACCACCCUCCGGCCACUCCCUCACGCCUGUCCGCCCACCAGAGAGCCGCCCCUGCCUGUAGACCAGCAGGGUGCCAGCCCAGGAAGCCGUCCAGAUGGCCACCUUAUCUCUGGAGGGAGGAAACGACAGAGUCACACAGUUUGUCCCGGACCAAAGAGCGUUUCUGGCUCCAGUGUGUUAUGUCGUGUUCAUGAAGCAUCUCAGAUCUUCUUCUAAAGUGUUCACAAGUUAACGUGGCUGCCCAGAUGCGCCACUUCUCUCCUCUUCCUCCUCCUCCUCCUCCUCCUCCUCCUCCUCUCCUCUGCUUGCUCCGCACAGCAGACACAGCUCUGAUCAGCCUUGUGUGGUCUUCUCAGAUGGAACCUGAACAUGAUCUCUUUCCAGGGGAAACGGUUUGUUUUCUCUGCCUGGCUUGCACAAAGAGCCACAUUGUUCCUCUCCCCAUAUCCCACGCUGACUCCCCACUCCAGGUUUUGGAUUACCUGGUCGACGGGGGCUCAGACUUUUUUUUUUUUACCAAGGGCCAGGAAUAUAGUUUACCCUUCUCUGCUCCACCAACCUAAAAAUGGUACACUCUAUACACACUAGUGCUGAGGUCUGAUUCCUCACAACCGAUCGCCUGCUCCACUCGCUUCCUUAAAGGGAGGAGAGAAAAUUCUGCUGAGAUUGAGACUUCAUCCCGGGGCGGAGAGAGAGUGGCAGAAACGGCUGAAUGGUAAAAGGAUGCUCCCUCUGCAAACACAGCAUACUGCACAUGAGGUGAAGCUGAGCUACAGAAACUGAGCUGGUCUGUGAACACUUGAGUCGUCCUGAUGACGCUGGUACAGAAACGUGUCAUUUAACAGACCUUCUCCUCAUCUUUCACCUGAUCUGCCAAAGCUUUAAAAUACGUAAAAUCAGAAUUCAAAUCACGUUUAGCAACGAGCUCCGUGAAGAAGUCCUGAACAUUCAUGGUACACGACAGUUUAACUGUUUUUUUUUUUUGUAACUCUUUAUUUUUCUGUCUCGGAUCAGACGAUUCUAAUAUUACCGAAUGUGGUGUUAUACUCAAUCACCCGACGCUGUCGUAAGCAGCGAUCAGUAUUACAGUCCCCACUCUGGGGGGAUACUAAUGAGUUUUGAACCAGCUAUAGAUCACAUAGUAGAGGCUUCGUCAACAGUUGUCCAAUUGCAAGGAUUCAAGUUUUCUUGCCUACACAGAUACUACUUGAUGAUAUAUUAACUUAUGGAUGAUGCAUCUGUAGAUUUUCACCCAAAAAAAGUGCUUUAUUUCUUCAUUUGUUGUUGUUUUCCCUUUUGAUGAUUGUAUUUUGCAGAGUGCCGAAGCUCUUGAACGCCCCUUGUGUCUGUGUUUAUAUACCGUGUCCCCACUAGAGAGCAGUGUUUGCCUUUGUAACUUUGCACCUGCCCCUUGACACCAGGAGGCCCCCCCACAGAGAAAGAACUGCUGAGGCCCUUCACACAGGAAACGACGCUGCACCCGGUGCCAACUCACUGCGCUUCUCCUCCUCCUCUUCCUCCUCCUCCUCCGUGUCACGCUGCCAUUGUGUUACCUUUAAAAAACCUGAUUGUCGCCUUUUUUCAGUCGUGUCAUGCCGAGAGCACGUAGAGUUCCCAGUUGUCACGACCUGCUCCGAGAAUAACCCCAACGUGUGGCCGACCCCCUGCCAUCAUUCCAAAGUGACAUGCCAAUCAGUUAGCGUGUGCGUGUGUAAGUGUGCACGUCUCCCACCGCUCAUUCCAGCCUCCAUCCUCACCGCAGGACACGCUAUCAUCAUGUCAGUGUCAUCCUCGGCUGGUUUGGGGGGGGGUUGACAGCCAAGUCAACAGCUUGUAUGAGUCAGUGGUGACAUCACUCCAUUCAAACAGCUGCUGUGUCAACAAGUGGCCCUCUGCCCUGACGCCAGAGCCCCCCCACCUUCUCCAACAUAAAAUUGAAAUAUCAUUUAUUGAUUUGAUUGAUUGCACAUUGCCAUUUGUAACCCGAUACAGUAUAUAUGUGUGUGUGUGUGUGUAUGUAUGUGUGUGUCAAUCCAAAGUUAUGCCAAAACAACACUUUUGAUUCAGAGGAUUUUGUUGCCUGAAAUUUGCAAGUGUCUCCCCCCCCCAAACAUGUCGCCCACCGUCUGAACACACUGUUCUCGCAGGUUGUUUGUGUUUGAAUACAGAUUCAGUGACAUGGAGCUUUGGUGCGGAACCUCUUUGUAAAGUAAAAUAAAUAAAAGUUAUUCUAAGA